Necator americanus (New World hookworm) is the source of this 405-nucleotide messenger RNA. RefSeq lists its product as uncharacterized. Lineage: Eukaryota; Metazoa; Nematoda; Chromadorea; Rhabditida; Ancylostomatidae. The coding region runs from base 1 to 405 and encodes 134 amino acids. The transcript is spliced from 3 exons. The record is from RefSeq and is a predicted model, not a curated record.
AUGUGGAUAAAUUUGACCUUCGAACAGGAAAUCGGGGAUUCAGAGGGUGAACUUAACCCGCGUGAACACCUUGAGAAAUCAGGAUUAUGUGUUCCAAAAGACUGGGCUUUACGCGCGAGAAAAAAUAGCGAGACUUUAUUAUUAUUAUUAUUAUUAUUAUUAUUAUUAUUAUUAUUAUUAUUAUUAUUAUUAUUAUUAUUAUUAUUAUUAUUAUUAUUAUUAUUAUUAUUAUUAUUAUUAUUAUUAUUAUUAUUAUUAUUGCUGCAGCGGAGAUUUAAGAUAGGCGAAGUUCCUGGCGAUCUGGGAUCAAAUACAUCGUUAUUAUCGUUUCUCAAAAUUAGCUCCAAAUUUCUAGGACAAAGAACAAUAAAUACAGUAGACAUAUCAAGAAAACAAGAGAAGUAG